This is a messenger RNA of Anthostomella pinea, 702 nucleotides long. The record is from the annotation of a GenBank genome assembly. NCBI's taxonomy places the organism in Eukaryota, Fungi, Ascomycota, Sordariomycetes, Xylariales, Xylariaceae.
AUGACUCUCACUGUUCACCACCUGGGCGUCUCCCAGUCGGACCGAGUCGUCUGGCUGUGCGAGGAGCUGGGCAUCGAGUACAACCUCAAGAAGUACGACAGAGCACCGAUCCUAUCCCCGGAUGAAUACAAGGCGCUGCAUCCACUCGGUGCCGCCCCUGUCAUCGAGGACGGCCAUGUCGAGCUUGCCGAGUCCAGCGCCUGUGUCGAGUACAUCUGCCAGAUAUACGGCAAGGGACGUUUCGUCGUCGCGCCGGGGCAGAAGAACUACGCCGAUUACUUGUAUUGGUUCCAUUUCGUGAAUGGCACCUUGACGCCCGCACUAUCGCGGACACUGGCGUUGUCGCUGGCGGGACUUGGCAAAGACAACGACACUUUAAAGCGGUAUGACGACAAGCUCAAGCAGAUUCUGGGUUUCGUCGACGAGCGCCUCUCCAAGGUGCCCUGGCUUGCAGGCGAGGAGAUCACUGCGGCCGACAUCACGAUUGUGUGUUGUCUCACCUCGAUGCGCAGUUUCUACCCGUACGACCUCGGCGAGUACAAAAACAUCCUCGCCUAUCUCAAGCGCAUUUCUGAGCGGGAUGGGUACCGGCGCGCGGUACAGAAAGGUGACCCCGAUCUGGAUAUUGAUAAGUUGACUGGGGCUGCGCCUCCGCCUAUGCAAAAGGGGCUGGCGGCUGCGCUGCAGGCACGUGGAAAGUGA